This is a messenger RNA of Talaromyces stipitatus ATCC 10500, 2416 nucleotides long. RefSeq lists its product as uncharacterized. Gene Ontology annotation, molecular function: catalytic activity. The record is from RefSeq and is a predicted model, not a curated record. Gene Ontology annotation, biological process: nucleoside metabolic process. Bases 1 to 2013 code for a protein of 670 amino acids. The transcript has 9 exons. NCBI's taxonomy places the organism in Eukaryota, Fungi, Ascomycota, Eurotiomycetes, Eurotiales, Trichocomaceae.
AUGAUCAUCUUCAGUCUGGAGGGAAUGACGCUGCCAGACCAGAAAUAUUCAGCUUGCAGUGGCAUUGCAAGCAUCAUCAGUGCUCCAGUGAAAGAGCGUGAGCCUGUAUUGGGACAACGCUCACAGCAACCUCUCUGCCGGGCCACGUUUCCAGCAUUUGAUGAUGGCUGGAUCUGUGCGAUCACCACGGAGUACACCGCAGCCCAUGCCUUCUUGGACGAAAAGCAUGAGGGCCUAGCGUAUCUACCACCCCAUAACAGAAGCAACUAUACAGUGGGCAAAAUGGGAGGCACAACGUGCUCAUACGGCAAAUCGUCAGCGACGCAAAUCGCCGAUGAUAUGCUAUACGGCUUCCCGAAUGUGCGAAUCGGUCUCAUGGUCGGCAUUGGUGGCGGCGCACCAAGCCCACGAAAUGAUAUUCACCUUGGGGAUGUUGUCGUGAGCAUCCCAUCUGACAUCCGACCGCUAACUGCCGUUCUUAUUGAAGCCGUGAAUGAACUCCGAGCCCAGUAUGACAACGAGGGCUAUCGACUGGAAGAGGCGAUCACGACAGCCCUUGACAAAUAUCCAAGGUUACGUAAAAAGUACAAGCAGCCAAGCCCAGAGAGUGACUGGUUGUAUAAGAGUCACAUCUUCCAUCCGUUAGGAAGCGGAUCAAAUUGUGCUAUUACUUGCGGCCAGGAUCUGGCUACCUUGGUCGUCCGGGAUCCAUGCUCUAAAGAAGAAGACAAACUAGUGAUACGCUAUGGUUUGGUUGCAUUGGCCGAUCAGCUCAGCAGGGAUGCUCUCGUUCGCGAUAAAUUGGCGGCAGAGAAGGGGAUCUUGUGUUUUGAGACGGAAGCAGCGGGUCUAAUGAAUCAUUUCCUUUGUCUCAUCAUUCGCGGAAUUUGUGACUACUCUGAUUCUCAUGAGAACAAGAAAUGGCAAGGAUAUGCUGCGAUGGUGGUGGCCCCCUAUUGGAAGGACCUCUUAUGUCGAUUUAGAGCCGAAGUGAUCUGGACAGUCUGUCUGCGAAAGUCGAUAGUCAGGGGCCAUGUAUGUAACUACUUGAGUGUUGAAAGGAUAUCGAAAGCGUUUGCAUGGGCACCUUCCAGCAGUGACCGAGUGGGAUGGUCACCAGAAAAGACGACUGAGAAAGCGAUGCAUCGCGUGCUGUGCUCUUUACUAGAAUCUCGAUCGUUGUACAUCACCUCAAGACAGUCGAAACCACUUCGAAUUUUGCACGGCUCAAAACACAAACCCAAACCCAAACCGCUUGCUUUCAACGCUCAUCAUCCCAUCUCCGAAUCACCCCGCACCGCAUCAGUGCAAACCUACAGAUCGAUUAAAGCAAUGGCUUCAUACGAGGUCGAACACAACAUAGACGACCUUUACACACCACCAAUCCAAUCCCGUCCCCGCCGUCCAGAUCUAUCCACCUUCUUCGCAACUCUAUCCGAAAUCACACCCAACCCCUCCGAAACCCGGGCACGAGAACACGCCGUCCCUGUACCGGGGGAUGUCAGCGCGGCCUUUCGUUCACUUGCUGAAGCAUUUGAUUAUAUAAGACGGGAACAUGAUAUAGGCAGUGCCGGCGGCGCUGAGGCUGGAGGUGACCAGCAUGAUCAAGCGUUGAUUGAUCAGAUGAUUGAGACGUUGUUACAAGGUGCUGAUAUGCCGCCGAGGGAAGUUGAGGGUGUCAGUGAGGAGUUUUGCGAUACUCUCGAUCGCAUCCCCCGCUCAUCCCUCAAGCCAUCCCAAUCAUGUCCCAUAUGCAGCAAUCCAUUCCUAGACGACCCAUACCCACUCGUCGUCCGUCUGCCGUGUCAUCCUACCCAUCUCUUUGAUCUUGAAUGUGUGCGUCCCUGGCUCCGACUCAGGGGAACAUGUCCACUCGAUCGUACGGAUUUUGGGAAGAAGCAGCGCGAGAAAGAUGCUGAACGAAGGAAACAGGCUGAAAAACGGAGAGCGGCUUUGGCUGCGCCGGAGCCGAAUGAUGAUGAGGAUGAGGAGUGGGAUGGGAUGUAUGCUUAACGAAAUUACAAAUAAGUGAAUAUAAAUCUAUUUAAGAUCUAUUCGUUCUGUUAUUAUUAACCCCGAAUAUGCAAUAGGCUUUGUAGGUAUGUACAUCAUAUAUCAUCCAUGAAUCUUUCGUACAAUCGUAUCAGUCAUGCAACUCAUAAAGCAAACUACUCAUCCAAAACCUCUUCAACCACAUUCGAAGUCGAGGAAGAAGGCACCACUUUCUGAAUAGUCAACUUCCCCACACCAUCAACAACCGCCUCAUGUCCCGUCUUCGCCAACACGCCACUAUCAUCCCUCACGACUUCUCUCGCCUCGAGUUCCUCAACAAUCUUCUGAUUCUCCUUAUUAUUCUCAAGCAAAAACUUCAAACACAUAACUGCAUGUUCCUUCAUGUAUGGGUUAUGUGCAUCAA